AUGUCGCACAUCACCCAUGCCAACCAAGGCCUGGCUGCAGUCGACGCCAAAAAUUGGGAUGUGGCCAUCGGCAAGCUCUCCCGAGCUCUGCAGACCUCGACCAACCCAGCAUGGCUGCUCGCGCGGUCCAAAGCGCUCAUCAACGUCAAGCGCUACGAGGAAGCCCUCGACGACGCCAACCUUGCCUUCCACACGGCCUAUGAGCGGAACAAGCGAGACUCCAUGAUUGACGCGCACUACCGCCGAGCCGUGGCCUACUACCGCCUCGGGCAGUACGCCAACGCCGACUGCUGUGCCAUCUAUGCUAUGCGUCUGGCUAAGGGUCACGCUGCUCUAGACAAGGAGGACGUCAGGGCCGCCAACUCUGAUGAGGACGGAUUCUGGAAACCGACUGCCGACGACGCCAUGGCAGAGGCUCGUGAGGACCCUUUCAACCAGACCAGGCCCGAGGGGGCAAUGUCUGCUGCUCAACCGGCACAUGUCGGCGACUGGCGGCGAGCGAGCACCCUCCGGAUUCAGGCUCUCACUGCCAUGAAGAAGUUGCCGGCGGAUGACGAGGCUCGUAAAGCUACGGCGCCUUUGAGGCCGGUGCGCAAGGAGCUUUCUACUUUCAACAGGUCGAAUGACGAGACCGCCGAGAGCUCGAAGAAGACUGAGGUGACGGCACAGAAACCGGUCAUCCCUGCUGAUGCCCCUCUCCGUCUGCAGGACUUCCAAACCAACACCGUCAUGUCCGUGACCAUCUUCAGCAAGGGCGUCAACAAGGAGAAGCUCAAGGUGGACUUUCUUCCGGAGUCGGUCCGCCUGAAGCCUCUCGUCUACCCCAACGGCGACGAGAAAGAAUUCCUGCUGCAGACGUUUGCCGAAAUUGAUCCAUCUACCUCGGGGUACGCCGUCACCCCCAACAAAGUCGAGCUACGCCUGGUUAAAAAAGAACCAGGGAAGUGGUCACGAGUCACAAGGGAUGCGCCCGAGAUCAAAAACAUCGGAGAAAAGGACACUGAGUCACAAGCUAUCAAAGAAGCCAGACAGCAAGCCAUGGACGAAGCAGACGAAAAGGCAAAGGACGAGAAGGCCGCAGCGGCAGCUGUCCAAGCUGGAGCCGCCAACAAGGCCGAAGACACGGCUGGUGCUACCGGCCCCGCCUACCCGUCGUCAUCUCGCACUGGCCCCAAGAACUGGGACAAGAUUGGUGCAGAUGAGGACGAAGAGGAAGAGGCUGGCGUGAAUGACUUUUUCAAGAAACUGUACAAGGGUGCGACUCCCGAACAGCAGAGGGCCAUGAUGAAGAGUUUCAUCGAGAGCAACGGCACGAGUUUGAGUACGGACUGGGAUGAUGUCGGGAGUCGGACGGUGGAGACGGUUCCUCCGGAGGGGGUUGAGCCCAAGAAGUGGUAA
Molecule: messenger RNA, 1398 nt
Organism: Metarhizium album ARSEF 1941
Lineage: Eukaryota; Fungi; Ascomycota; Sordariomycetes; Hypocreales; Clavicipitaceae
Product: SGT1 and CS domain containing protein
Exons: 2
Coding region: 1-1398 (465 amino acids)
Biological process (GO): protein stabilization
Molecular function (GO): protein-folding chaperone binding
Source: RefSeq, a predicted model, not a curated record